UUCACUGAUGGAAUCACCAAUAAACUCAUUGGCUGCUACGUGGGUGACAUAACGGAUGAUGUGGUUCUAGUCAGAAUCUAUGGAAAUAAGACGGAGCUCUUAGUCGAUCGAGAUGAGGAGGUGAAGAGUUUCCGUGUGCUGCAGGCCCAUGGCUGUGCCCCUCAGCUAUACUGUACUUUCAAUAAUGGCCUAUGCUACGAGUUCAUGCAGGGAGAGGCACUGGAUCCAGAACAUGUAUGCAAUCCAGAUAUUUUCAGACUGAUUGCGAGACAGCUUGCUAAAAUCCAUACUAUUCAUGCACACAAUGGUUGGAUUCCUAAAUCUAACCUCUGGUUGAAGAUGGGGAAAUACUUUUCUCUUAUACCUACGGAAUUUACAGAUGCGGAAGUAAAUAAAAGGUUUUUAAGUGACAUUCCAAGUCCUCAAGUCCUUCAGGAAGAGAUGGCCUGGAUGAAGGAAAGAUUGUCAAAUUUAGGAUCGCCGGUGGUACUCUGUCACAAUGACCUCUUGUGUAAGAAUAUUAUUUACAACAAGAAACAAGGAGUCUGUGGGUGCUCAGUGCUUCUGAAGACUGAGUGUUCUAGAGAACCUGAAUUUUGUACUGCCAACAAGAUUUCCCUGGGAGCAGCUUGCUACUUUGCAGGUGAUGUACAAUUUAUAGACUAUGAGUACUCUGGAUACAACUACUUGGCUUAUGACAUCGGGAAUCACUUCAAUGAAUUUGCAGGAGUAAAUGAGGUAGACUACAGCCUUUAUCCCAACAGAGAGUUACAGGAGCAAUGGCUGAGAUCUUACCUUGAGGCCUACAAAGAAUACAAAGGAUUUGGUACAGAAGUCAGUGAGAAGGAGGUUGAAGUGCUUUAUGUUCAAGUCAAUCAGUUUGCACUGGCAUCCCACUUCUUUUGGGGAUUGUGGGCUCUAAUUCAAGCCAAAUAUUCUACCAUUGAUUUUGAUUUCUUAGGGUAUGCAAUUGUUCGUUUUAACCAGUAUUUCAAAAUGAAGCUGGAGGUCAUGACAUUAACUCUUCCUGAGUAAUGAAGAGGAAGAAUCUUACCAAGUGGAUAGACAAUGCCUGAAUCUUCUGUGAACAGAUACUGGAAAAAAAGCUAAACAUUUGUUAAAGUUCUUUUAAUGCUCACUUGGUGGUUCUUGCUUUAUAAAUAAUGCCUCUAAAAAGUCCUUCAAUGUUAAAUUUAAUAUGAGGAGCAUACCUACUGCUGUUGAUAUAAAAUGGAUUAGAAACUUGCUAAAUCUAUAAAAGGU
Messenger RNA from Tinamus guttatus (white-throated tinamou), 1263 nucleotides. The record is from RefSeq and is a predicted model, not a curated record. Lineage: Eukaryota; Metazoa; Chordata; Aves; Tinamiformes; Tinamidae.